AUGUCAAAAGUACAAUCGUCUGUUCGUAAAUAUGUUGCUGAAUUUGAAGAAAAUAUUUUUGCAUGUGACGGGGGAAUUCUUUUUUGUAAAGUAUGUGAGAUUAAAGUCAAUAGUGUAAAGCGCUUUACUGUUACACAGCAUUUGAAAAGGGAUAAACACAUCCGUGCUGUUCACAGGAAAAAUGAGAAUAAAUCAAAAUUUCAACAAUUAUUGCCUAAUAUACCGGACAAAUUUAUGUUCGCCAAAGAUUUAUGCAACACAUUACUACUAGCAAAAUAUCCCUUUGGAAAAAUUGGGAAAUAG
Molecule: messenger RNA, 303 nt
Organism: Macrosiphum euphorbiae (potato aphid)
Lineage: Eukaryota; Metazoa; Arthropoda; Insecta; Hemiptera; Aphididae
Source: the annotation of a GenBank genome assembly